Megalops cyprinoides (Indo-Pacific tarpon) is the source of this 2184-nucleotide messenger RNA. It is a transcript of the gene ptpn11a, whose product is annotated as protein tyrosine phosphatase non-receptor type 11a. Gene Ontology annotation, biological process: protein dephosphorylation. The transcript has 16 exons. Gene Ontology annotation, molecular function: protein tyrosine phosphatase activity. Lineage: Eukaryota; Metazoa; Chordata; Actinopteri; Elopiformes; Megalopidae. The record is from RefSeq and is a predicted model, not a curated record. Bases 244 to 2028 code for a protein of 594 amino acids.
UUAACCUCGACUCCUACUAGAGUCUCGGGGGCUGAGGCCUAGGUAUUUUUAAUUCGUAAAAAUCUUUUGAUCAAAUGUACACAUUCCUGUACCCGUUUUGAGCGGGGUCACGACCUUAUGAGGCCUUGUUUUGGGGUAGACGGUGGGAGAGUAGCAUAGCUGAUAACGUUAGCUUUCAAGCUAACACAGUAACAACAAGGAACUCCAGUCGAGGAAACAAGGCUUGAAGAAAAAAAGCAAAAAAUGACAUCUCGGAGGUGGUUCCACCCAAACAUCACAGGUGUGGAAGCGGAGAACCUGCUCCUCACCCGAGGAGUGGACGGCAGCUUCCUGGCACGACCUAGCAAGAGCAACCCUGGGGACUUCACUCUUUCCGUCAGGCGGAAUGGAGCAGUCACCCACAUUAAGAUCCAGAACACAGGGGAUUACUACGACCUGUACGGAGGGGAGAAGUUUGCUACACUGGCUGAGCUUGUGCAGUACUACAUGGAGCACCACGGACAGCUGAAGGAGAAGAAUGGAGACGUCAUCGAGCUGAAGUACCCUCUCAACUGCGCCGACCCCACAUCUGAGAGGUGGUUCCACGGUCACCUGUCGGGCCGGGAGGCGGAGAAGCUCCUCACAGAGAAGGGGAAGAACGGGAGCUUCCUGGUGCGGGAGAGCCAGAGCCACCCUGGCGACUUCGUGCUCUCCGUGCGCACCGGUGACGACAAGACGGACAGCAGCGACAGCAAGCCCAAAGUAACCCAUGUCAUGAUCCGCUGCCAGCAUGACCUGAAGUAUGACGUGGGAGGGGGGGAGAAGUUCGACUCUCUCACUGACCUGGUGGAGCAUUACAAGAAGAACCCUAUGGUUGAAACAUUAGGCACAGUUCUGCAACUCAAACAGCCCCUGAACACCACACGCAUCAACGCAGCAGAGAUCGAGAGCCGGGUACGGGAGCUGAGCAAGCUGGCAGAGGCCACCGACAAGGUCAAGCAAGGCUUCUGGGAGGAGUUUGAGACCCUGCAGCAGCAGGAGUGCAAGCUGCUGUACAGCCGCAAGGAGGGCCAGCGUGCGGAAAACAAGAACAAGAACCGAUACAAGAACAUCCUGCCAUUCGACCACACCCGUGUGGUGCUUAACGACGGGGAUACGAAUGAACCUGGAUCUGACUACAUCAAUGCCAAUAUCAUCAUGCCCGAGUUGGAGUCCAAGUGCAACAACGCCAAGUUGAAGAAGAGCUACAUCGCCACUCAGGGCUGCCUGCAGAAUACCAUCAGCGACUUCUGGAGGAUGGUCUUCCAGGAGAACUCCCGUGUCAUCGUUAUGACGACAAAGGAAGUGGAGCGGGGCAAGAGCAAGUGUGUGAAGUAUUGGCCAGACGUGUCGGCGCUCAAGGAAUACGGGGCCAUGCGUGUCCGCAACGUCAAGGAGACCUCCGCGCACGACUACAUCCUGCGAGAGCUCAAGCUGUCCAAAGUCGGACAGGGCAACACGGAGCGCACCGUGUGGCAGUACCACUUCCGGGCCUGGCCGGACCACGGCGUGCCCACAGACCCGGGCGGUGUGCUGGACUUCCUGGAGGAGGUCAAGCUGAAGCAGGAGAGCAUCCUGGAGGCUGGACCCAUCGUGGUGCACUGCAGUGCUGGAAUUGGGCGAACGGGGACAUUUAUUGUGAUCGACAUCCUUAUUGAUGUGAUCAGAGAAAAAGGGGUCGACUGCGACAUCGAUGUGCCCAAGACCAUCCAGAUGGUGCGGUCGCAGCGGUCAGGGAUGGUGCAGACGGAGGCGCAGUACCGCUUCAUCUACAUGGCCGUUCAGCAUUACAUCGAGACGCUGCAGCGCCGCAUCGAGGAGGAGCAGAAGAGCAAAAUCAAAGGCCGGGAGUACACCAACAUCAAAUACUCGCUCUCAGACCUUUCCGGAGGAGACCAGAGCCCGUUACCUCCCUGUACCCCAACACCGACCUGUGCAGACAUGAGAGAGGACAGCUCCCGGGUGUACGAGAACGUGGGCCUGAUGCAGCAGCAGAAGACCUUCAGAUGAGGCUCGCCUUUCCCAGUGUUCUAGUCAGAGGAGUCUGAUUUUUACUUUGUUGCAAACUGCGCCCGAAUGCCUGAGAUGUGAUCAUGACCAAGCGGAAAAACACAGAGACUGAGUUGCGAAGGCUCCGAUCCCCCAAGGGAGAGUUCGUCCUUCCCC